This is a messenger RNA of Aureobasidium pullulans EXF-150, 801 nucleotides long. RefSeq lists its product as uncharacterized. Gene Ontology annotation, molecular function: GTP binding. NCBI's taxonomy places the organism in Eukaryota, Fungi, Ascomycota, Dothideomycetes, Dothideales, Saccotheciaceae. Gene Ontology annotation, cellular component: mitochondrion. The annotation marks the transcript as partial. The transcript has a single exon. The record is from RefSeq and is a predicted model, not a curated record.
GACCUCCAGCGCUACCACAUCUCCGACCCACCCACGCCUGUUCAACAAACCUUUGCGACCCGCUACUUUCAAGCCCCCUCUACACCACCCAUCCACCUUUGGACGGCCGCCAAAUUCAGCACGAUCCCACGCUCCCCGUAUCCCGAAGUCUGCUUCGUAGGCCGCUCGAAUGUCGGAAAGUCCAGUCUGUUGAACGCAGUCUUCGGCCGCCCGAAAGAAAAGAUCGCACGAGUGAGCUCAAAAGCCGGACAUACAAAAACUCUCAAUGCAUUCGGCGUGGGAGGAGUAAACAGAGAUACCGCUGCUAGAGAACCCUUGAAGCAAUUAUCUUCUGGCGCAUUAGUCGUGGUAGACACACCCGGCUACGGCUUCCACUCCCGUCAAGAAUGGGGACCUGAAAUCAACAAGUUUUUCGAAAAGAGGAAGCAAUUGCGCAAGGUGUUUAUUCUUAUAGACGCAGUGCAUGGGGUAAAGAGUAGGGAUCUUGUGCUGUUGCAGCAUUUUGAGGAUAACGGUAUUCCUUACCAGAUUAUCCUGUCAAAGGUCGAUCGUAUUGUCAUGACGGAUUCGAAAUCUCCUGGCGCUGAAAAAUUGACGAGGUUGGUUAAGAAAUUGGAUAAAGUUUAUGAUGAGGUGGAGGAGCAGCUAAGGACAUUGGACCAAGGGCAGAGGCCGAAGAAGAGGGAUGUGCUUGCUGCGAGUGCCGAGAAACAGAUCAAAGGAUUACAAGGAUGGGGAGGAGGUGCGAAGAUUGGAAUUGAGGCUGUUAGAUGGGCUGUGUUGAAGGCUUGCGGUUUGGAU